Molecule: messenger RNA, 1294 nt
Organism: Linum trigynum
Lineage: Eukaryota; Viridiplantae; Streptophyta; Magnoliopsida; Malpighiales; Linaceae
Source: the annotation of a GenBank genome assembly
AGUCAAGUUGUCAAACUGAUUUUUACUGUUGCGUCGGUUUAGCAAGUGUAUAGUUUCAUAGUUAAAUCUGCGUAUCACCUUGCGGUCACUCUUGACAAACGAUCGGGCCGGUGGAGGGAUAUGGUUAGCUGGAUGGAUAAGAGUAGUUGGAUCCGUUUGUGGGACGCGAAUAUUCCUCCGAAGCUGAAGAUCUUUGCCUGACAGAUAUUUAACCGCAUCCUUCCUACUAUGGAGGCCCUUGUUGAGAAGAAGGUGCCGGUACUGCCGUAGUGCCCGGUGUGUUGGGAAGAGCAGGAUUCCAUGGAGCAUUUGUUCCUCUAUUGCCCAGUUGCUCGAGCCAUGUGGGAUUACUCUGGGUUGGAGUUUCUGGGAGAGGGGCUUCCACUACACACUUUCCCCCUUUUUCUCAAGCGGUUAUUGGCUCUCAUCCAUCAGCCGGCUCAGUUCAUGGCUGUGAUUGCUGUCCUCUGGCGGAUUUGGAAGUCCCGGAAUUGGGUUGUUUUUAAGGGAAAACAGUUUGCCUUCUUGGCCCUGGUUCGCCAGUUUCAGCAGCAAGUGGAUGAAUGGAUGCGAUUGCCGGCGUGGUUGUGAGUGCCUUGCAGAGCCUACCGGCUCCCCAGGCGGAGUCUGGGGUUGUUUGUAGGUGGGAUGGGGCGACGAGAACUGGCUCACACUCUGCGGGGGGCAUGGUGCUAAGCUCGGAAGGUGGGAUCCUAAGGGCUAAAGGGGUUCAGUUCCCGAUUAUUGAAGAUCCGGUGGUUGCUGAGGUCUUGGCGCUUCGGGAGGCUGUGCAGUGGUGUCUAGCUCAAGGGUAUAGUGUGGUUCGGUUUGAGGGAGAUGCUAAGGUGAUUAUCGAUAAAAUUCGGUGUCUGGAGGCAGAGGAUAGUAGGAUGGGGGCUGUUCUUAGUGAAGUGGUGCAAUUAUUUGUCCUCCAUCAUGGUGUGAGUAUUCGAUUUGUAGGUCGGCGUAGUAAUAGGGUAGCCCAUCUGGUGGCUAGGAAGGCCCUUUCGUUGUACCCGGCUGCUUGUCGUGUUUUUGAUUUUCUGGCUAGGCUGAAUUCCAGGAUGUAACUAUCUUCUUGUUUGAUUAAUAUAUAUCUUUUGUCAAAAAAAAAAAAGCAAGUGUAUAGUUCGACCGAGGUACGAUCGGUUUAUGCCGUUCAUGGAGGUUUAACAAAAUAUGCAAAACUAGAAAAGACCAUUAACAUAAAAUGAAUUUAAGCAUAUAUCAAACAUGUUUGAAGACAAUCUACUUACAAUCUACAUUCAUAUUUAAAUAAAAUACAACAUUCCAA